CGGCCAUUCUUCGCCGCCAAUUGCUUGUGACAAACGAAAUGUAAAAACAGAACUAUAACUGGAUUUGUGUGCCGUUGUGUGAGUUGUGAGUGCAAACAUGGAUUUAAACGAAUUGGGUGAAUAUCAGACUCGGUCGACAAUCACAUUGGCACGAGAGGACCAGUUGGAAAGAGACAACAAAUAUGACCCAUUUGAACACAGAAACGUCACUCACCCUACUUCAACAGUUGGCGCCUUCUUCCAUCUCCUGAAGUCGUCGCUUGGCUCAGGGCUCCUUGCGAUGCCGGCGGCCUUUAAACACAUCGGGGUCAUUCCGGGCGUUAUCGGCACGGCAUUAGUCGCGCUCAUCGCUACACACUGCGUACACAUAUUAGUAUCUACGUCACGAGCACUAUGUGAAGAAAGCAGAGUAGCAUCAUUGAGCUACGCAGAAACGUGUGAAAAGGCUUUCAAACAUGGCCCUAAGAGGAUUAAAAGAUUUUCAACACAUAUAAGGCAUUUUGCUGACUUCGCCAUGGCCGGGGUGUGUCUGGGAGGGACAAGCGUCUACGUAAUUUUCAUAGCGUCUUCACUCAAAGAUAUAUGCGACCACUUCUACCCAUCUCACGUGUAUUCAGUCAAAACCUACUGCGGUUUCCUCCUUAUCCCUCUCAUCCUUACCUCCCAGAUCAGACAUCUCAAAUUCCUGGUCCCUUUCUCCCUUCUGGCCAAUCUCUGUCUCCUUGUAACCUUCCUUAUUACUUGCUACUACACGUUUCAAGAUAUUCCGAGCGUCGAGCCGGAAAAAUUGGCAGUUGGGAUCACUCAAUGGCCGCUGUUUUUAAGCACAGCUAUCUUCGCCAUGGAGGGAAUCAACGUAGUGAUGCCAGUGGAGAACGAGAUGGCAAACCCGAAGCGUUUCCUCGGAUGCCCUGGGGUCCUGAAUGUGACCAUGGUCUUUGUGGCUACCCUGUACGGGGUUGUUGGCCUGUUUGGGUUCCUGAAGUAUGGCGAUGAAGCUCAGGGAAGCGUCACUCUGAAUCUCCCGCAGGAUGAAAUCCCGGCGAUGGUCGCGAAAAUUUUAGUGGCAGUCGCGGUAUUCUUCACAUAUUGCCUGCAAAUGUACGCUCCACUGGACAUCCUCUGGAUUCGAAUACAUAGCUACAUAUCGGGGACCUACCAGAAUCUGGGGCAAAUCAUUCUGCGGACGCUGUGUGUCGUUCUGACAGUGACUCUGGCCAUCGCUGUGCCCGACUUGGAGCUACUAAUAGGCCUGGUGGGAGCCAUCUUCUUCUCAACCCUGGGUCUCCUCAUCCCGGUAGUAGUCCAAACUGCCCACUGUUGGGACAGAAACUUGGGACCUUACUUAGUUGUUGUGUGGAAGAAUACUCUGCUGUUGCUGUUCUACUUAUUAGUUCUAGUUUCUGGGUGCUACGCGUCUAUUACUGAAAUGGUUGCAAAAUUUUCGUAGUAUUCGUGUAACGUGAUUUUAAACAAAGCCCAAUGGUUAGAAGAGGUUUCAAUUGAAAAAUAAUUAAAUGUAUAUAAUUA
This is a messenger RNA of Leguminivora glycinivorella, 1530 nucleotides long. RefSeq names its product proton-coupled amino acid transporter-like protein CG1139. Gene Ontology annotation, cellular component: vacuolar membrane. Gene Ontology annotation, biological process: amino acid transmembrane transport. The transcript has 9 exons. Lineage: Eukaryota; Metazoa; Arthropoda; Insecta; Lepidoptera; Tortricidae. The coding region runs from base 98 to 1450 and encodes 450 amino acids. Gene Ontology annotation, molecular function: amino acid transmembrane transporter activity. The record is from RefSeq and is a predicted model, not a curated record.